UCUUCUAAUAUAGUUUCUCAUUCGCGUUAAGUGGAAAGUUAAAACAUUGCUAAAGAUCAGGAAGACAUUACGUAAAAAUAAGAAAGUCAAUAUCGCCGCGGGUUUUCCCCCGAUGGGAGAGACUUGUUAUUCACGUCCGAAGGCAGAACGGAACGUUUAUUGACAAUAUCGCUAUACCGUUACCGGACACGUGUCGGGCUCGUCAUUAUGCUGACAUAGGCGUGACACGUGUUCUGUCAGCGAGGAUUCACGUUAUAUCAUAUUAUUAAUUAUUGUGUUUAUCGCGGCCGCUUUCCCUCGCGGCUCGGCUCGCUGCAGUGCCGGAGUCGAGCGUGGAAUGACGGCACGGAACGAACGGCCGUCAUCAUGGGCAGCAAGAUAUUCUCGCCGUACUUCGUGUCCGGGGUCAUCGUCAAGGGCUUCGGCAGGGGCUCGAAGGCGCUCGGCAUUCCGACAGAAUCUGUAGUCAAUUCUUUGCCGAAGAAUUUAAGCACUGGAAUUUACUAUGGCUGGGCAGCCUUGAAUGGAGAAGUUUACAAAAUGGUUGCAAGCAUAGGAUGGAAUCCAUAUUACAAGAAUGAGAAAAAAUCAUUGGAAGUUCACUUGUUACAUAAAUUCGAAGAUGAUUUCUACGGCGAGGAGCUUAAGGUUAUCAUUGGCGGAUACAUAAGACCGGAAAAAGAUUUUUCUUCUUUAGACGAACUUAUCACAGAGAUAAAGAAUGACAUUGCAAUAGCGGAAAGUCAAUUAGAAGAACCUGUUAUAAAUAAGCUGAAAAAUGAUGACUUUUUAAUGAUCAAAGCAAAUCAGUCGUAAGAAAAAUGUAAGGCUUUAUUUGAUAAAAGAAGUAUUUUUGUUACUUUUUAUUGCAUACUUAUUAAAAAUUCCUCUGUAAAUAUGUAAGUAUUAUUGUAGUCUUAAAAGAAAUAGAAUCGAGAUUUAUAAUAAAUUUGGAAAAAAUGCCGAUGAAA
This is a messenger RNA of Wasmannia auropunctata (little fire ant), 971 nucleotides long. RefSeq names its product riboflavin kinase (gene Rfk). Gene Ontology annotation, cellular component: mitochondrion. Gene Ontology annotation, biological process: FMN biosynthetic process; riboflavin biosynthetic process. The record is from RefSeq and is a predicted model, not a curated record. The coding region runs from base 367 to 816 and encodes 149 amino acids. Lineage: Eukaryota; Metazoa; Arthropoda; Insecta; Hymenoptera; Formicidae. Gene Ontology annotation, molecular function: riboflavin kinase activity. The transcript is spliced from 4 exons.